Molecule: messenger RNA, 7281 nt
Organism: Ochlerotatus camptorhynchus
Lineage: Eukaryota; Metazoa; Arthropoda; Insecta; Diptera; Culicidae
Gene: Elys
Product: elys
Exons: 10
Coding region: 111-7088 (2325 amino acids)
Source: RefSeq, a predicted model, not a curated record
CGGUAGCCGCGUUUUGUGUUUAUUUUCUCGUUUACAAAUCUAAUAAAAAAAUAGUAGUGUAGAUUCACCUAUUGGAAAAAUAGUAUCUGUCGUUAAAUACUGUACAAAUCAUGUGGUCGAACGAGAUACAUUUAGCUUUAAAAAACGUCGUGGAAAUCCAUCAUCAAGAGGAACGACACAGCAGAAGCACCGACAGCUCUCUAGAAGAUGCAGCGGCGGCUCCACAAGGAAGUAUCGGAGGAUUUUUCAGAGAUGGAUCGUUAGGCUGGAAUGCCAGGGGAUCAUUACUUGAGGUUUUUUGUACCAAAAGUGGCGCAAAACUGGUGUCCCAUAGUUUUGAUCAAGAUUCUAAAACUCGAAAUUGUGUCAUUUGUAGUGCCGAAGAAAUGCAGCUUAAUGAGACCAGCUGCUGUGUUGUGGCAGUGGUAAUUCAACUUGAAAGUGAUUCGAGUGUGGUAACCUUGUUGACUGUGCAGGGAUCUCGAAUCUUGGGACGUAUUGACGUCAAUGAAAAGCUGACCUGCUUGAAACCGAUCAGCAAAUUGUCGUACAGCAGGGGUCGAAUAGCCGGUUAUAAUGGAUGUCUAGCGGUUGGCACUGCGAGUGGAAAGGUUUUGCUCAUCGAUGCUUGUUUAAAAUUCGAGGAUAACCUUAUAUUCGGACGACGUUUAGUGAUGAACAAACUACAAAAAAACCAAUGUCACAUAGAGUUUUCCAGCAUCGAUAUCGAGCAGAUUGCAGCGAUUCAUGCGUUAGUAAGGGAUAGGGAUGUUUAUUUCGGUUUGCAGUUGGAUACGGUAGGAGAAGAAGACAGUCCAGUGAUAAGCUUGAUCGAUCUGCCUGCGUUGAUGGCUAUUGCUGUGGGUUUUGCGGAUGGUCGAAUCGUUAUAUAUGACCUUCUGGAACUACGCAUCAUUCAUGUGACUUAUCCGGCUGUGGAAGAUUCUCCGGUGGUCAGCAUGAAUUUAGUAGAACCAACUGAUGAUCCCAAAGCUUGUGUCUAUAUUUGGGCGUUCCACGCCGGUGAAGAUGGGGCGUUUGCUGUCAUGCAUACCCUAAUGUACGAAGAGAAAUAUGUUGAAUCACAUGGCCACGUUUACGAGGGGUUCAUUUCCUGUAGUCCACGUUUAACAAUCCCAUGUCAUGAUAAGGGAAGUUUUCCUCUCAAUGUGCAGUCCAUCAUGAAAACCGUGAGCCAGGAGGAAGAGGUUCUGACCCUGUGCGUGUUAAGUUGGGUCGGAUCGGAUAAAUCAACCAACAUCGUAGUGUUUGAUCUAAAUCAGUGGUAUAAGGCAGAAAUGCCCCAUACUUGUAACUGGCGACACGAUCUAAAUCACACCGUUGUGUUUAGUAUUAAGGAUUUUGCUGUAAAUGUUUGUUUAGUAACGGAUUCCUUGGUUCCGUUCAAUUCUAUUCAGCGACCAGAGGAGCAUUUCUAUCCAAAUUCUUUGAGUUUUGAUAUUAUUGCGUUAAACAACGAUAAUUGCACUCGAUAUCACUGGGCAGGAUUGCAAAAUAAAAUCCUAGACUAUUUUGAAAAAAGCGGUUCUGCAUGCAUCAUGGAUCCGGGCAAAAUUUACAACAUAAUGCUGCGAGCUGCCCUAAUGCCUCAAUUCGUGGAUUACAACUUCACCUCGGAGACUCCUUUAGAUGUCCAGCGAGAGUAUUUGCUUUCAGUAGCCUUGGAAUAUAAUUCCUAUUCCUUGCUACAGGAAUGUGCCAUAAAUUGGGCUGAUGGGAGUCAUCUGGGCCAGAACCCGGAGGAGGGCGUUUCGCUGUCCACACUGACCGAGUGGAUCUGGAGUCGUGCCAAGGCAUUGAAAGAGCUAAGCAAUAGCAUGUGUAUUCCGUUGUUCGAUUUAUCUGGCAGGAGGAUUGAUUGUGGCACGCAGAAAACCUUGCUGCACUGUUCUCGACAGCUGCGGCAGCUCACCAAGCUGUACGAUGUAAUUUUGACGAAAUGCAAGCAGUACAUUCCUAGCAAAGUUUUAAAAAAUCUUCAAUCUCAACGAAACUCGAUUCAACUGGCAGCCGAUUAUCAAGAAGUCGUCCAAUGGUUACUGAAUGUAGGGCUACUGCCAGAGGGGAACAUCGACGGUGUAAACUUGUCGGACGAGUUUCUGCUGGUACCGUUUCCAUAUCAAGCGAUUUGUUCCUACUAUGCGUCUCAAAGAACCAUGCUGCAUGAUAAACGUCCCGAGAAGGGAAAUCCAGCGAGCGUAGAAGAGCUCAGUUGUAAAUAUUUAUUCAUCGAUAACUUCAUAGAACGUGAGUUUCCAAAUGAUGUUUUGAGAAAGAUGUGGAUCGAGAACAAUUCCUCCGGUGUGUACCCGCCAAAUUCGAUGCAAAACCUGCUGAGAGCUUUGCUGGUGCCGAACAUCAGUGCAGAGGUGAAAUACGUUUUGCUGUGCUACACAUUCAUGGAUAUGACAGCCGUGCUCGGCGAAGGAAGGUAUGGUGGUAUUGUCCAGAACUUGAUCAAGUUUCCCGCGGUGUUCAAGCUUAGUUCAGCACUGAUCAAACGCACCCAGGCAUUCUGGUUCCUGGAUCACGGGCACAUCGAUGGCGCUAUCGAAGAACUGCUAUCACCAAUGUCCCAAAGCGAGCAGUUUCCUCACUGGCAGCGGGAAUUUCUCAUUUCUACCUUAUUGCGGUACGAUGCAGCACAUUUGGCGCUUCGGGCUCUUCGUGUACCUGGAAUGCCGAUAUCUCCCUUUCUUGAGCUGAAAACAUUACUAGAGAACAAUCUUAUUUCGGAAGCUUUCAAGUUACAACGCUCGAAGCAUGAUAGAAACUUGCUCAGGUGCUUUUUCGAAGGGACACUGAAAUCUGCAAAAUACGAAGUGCUGCUAGAUCUGGCCAUGUCGGAAGACGAAACACGGACAUUGAGGGAGUAUUUGACAACGACUCAACAGGCAAUGGCCGACAAUGUACAUUUCAUACAUCUGCUACAAAAGUUGGAUUUCGUUGAAGCGGUGCAUAUGGUAGAUAGAUUGGGAAGGAAACGUACCUCUGAAUACAACUUGGAAGCACCGAAAGAAGCACUCACUCUAUACCAUGCAGCAUUGGAACCAACGACGCAGCAUUUAUCUUAUUUGGCAUACGCAGAGCAAAAAGAUCUGAAACCAUCGAAAUCCUCAUACGCCGAACCGCUUAGCUCGCGAUUGAUUCGAAGCCGGGCUGAUUUUCGCAAUCGCAUCUACCAUAAAUCGAUUCUAGCGAUCAAAGAAGCAGCAGCACCAUUGGACCAUGUUCAACCUUUCCUCGAAAAACCUGGCCUGGGUAUGUUCCAGUUUCAUACCCAAACCAAAAGUAGUAAUGUGUGUUAUCCAAUUAAGCUUGUUGCAAAGGUUUCCAAAAGAAAGCUGGAUGAUGAUCUCACCGGAACCAAAGAUAAGGGAGCAGACAUCUUCAUUGAUUACGAAAAACCUACCAAGCGUAGGAAGAUUGAAUCUGAAAAUCCGUACUCGUUUGUAGCUCCUAAAAGUGUGCUCACAGAGUUUAGACCCAUGAAACCAUGGUUCAAAUUCAGUAGCCGCAACUCCGAAUGUAGUUCAGGUAAAUCGUUUAGUCGUUCCCCAUCAGCUCAACUUUCGACUCCAGUGGUAAAGAAGAUGGCCAAUUACAAUCCACCAUCACCGGAAAGUGUAAGUUCAUACACACCGCAUGGUAUUCUCAAAUCAACGGCUUCGGUUCAAAGCUUCUUUAAUCGGAAAAGCAUUUCUCCUACGCCGAUAAGUUUGCCAGUGCACCGAGUUAGUGAUGGAGAAGAGAAGAUUCUUAGAUUUGACCUUCCUGAGUCACCACAAGCAGAGAAAGCAGAACCAAGUUUCGUUACGGCAUCCGCACAGCAUGAGCUUCAAAAUGAGUCCAUGGUGUCGAAUGAUGAGUUUUUCUCACCCGAGGCAUCAGUUGCUACUCUGGACGAUGAGGACAUGAAGAAUAUUUUUUCCUCUGGACCGAAAGGCCGUCGAUCAAUCCAUAGCCGUUCGCGAUCGGCAAGUCCUGUCGAAAACAACAUCGCCAUUAUCAUUGAAGAUGUCGACGAUGAUUCUUCCAGCAAACAAGCCGGAAGUCAGUUGGAAGAAUCCAUGGAUUUUGGUGAGAUGGUUUCAGACGAAGCUUCCACACCAACAAUGCCGAUUCUGACUGGACCGAGUGCUGGGAAAUCAUUGGAGCGGUUGGUAUUAGAGGCAAAUAUUCGCAAAGCACUUGUUGCUGAUAUGGCAGCUGCGAUGUCGGAAGCUGAAGCGAAAACGGUUGAAGAAGAUACUAAUGUAGCCGAUGAUCAACAGAAUAUUCUUUCUGCUGGACCCCAAAGUCGAAGGUCAGUUCAUAGUUAUUCGCGAUCGGUGACUCCUGACGAAAACAGCAUCGCCAUAAUCAUUGAAGACGUCGACGAUGAUUCUUCCGCCAAGCAGGUGGAAAGUCAGUUGGUCUUACCAAUGGAAUUCGGUGAUACACUUUCAGACGAACAUCGUAUGCAAGCGUUGCCAUCGAAAUUGAGUGAAUCGAUUGCCGGGAAAUCAUUAGAGCGGUUAGAAUUGGAGGCCAACACUCGUAAAGCGGUUGUUGCUGAAAUAGCAGCUGAUGUUGCGGAAUCAGAAAUUGCUGACAUAGAUUCGUUGUUACCUGAGAACGACGACGGACGCCAAGACGAACCGGCCUUAGUGAUAUGCGGUACUGCAGAAUCAGAGGAAGUAUAUUUUCUCGAAGUGGGGCAGGGUACCGCUACUGAAGGAUUGUAUACUGAUAGUAAAGUUACCUAUGGAUCCGUUAGUGAUCCGGCAAUCAUAUUAGAUGAAGAUGAUGAUGACGUGGAGGAGAUGCGUGCAGAAUCCGAGGACUCGAAUCCGGAAUCACAUACCGAGGAAGACUUGGAUCUUGCUGUAGAGGAAGCAUUCGUUGAAGAAGAUAACAUAGAAAUCGAAUCAGACGUCGAAGAAGUUCUCGAAGACGAUGUCGACAACAGUGAAGCAUCCGAUAGCUCAGCCAUUGACGAAGUUAUCAAUAUAUCAAGUGGGUCUGAAAGUAAGAACGAUGCAAGUGACAGUGAUGAUGAAUCAUCGUCGUCAUCAUCGUCAUCAUCCUCGGAUGACAAAGGAGAUCCAACAGAGAAAAAGUCUGCCGUCGAACGAACUUACUCUGAUACGGAACCAGCCAGCAAUAACAGGCAAUAUGCCGAUUUCUAUUCAGAUACUGUUCCAGAACUUUUAAUGAAUCAGGGUAAGGCUGAAGCUGAACCUGAAACUAAAAAUGAAGAGUCAUGUGAUGUACAAGUUUCAACAACCACUUCAUCUACAUUGCACAUUGGCAGUGCUUCCGGUGUGCGAGAACAACAACCGCAAGCCGAAGCGUCUAUUCGUAAUAGCAAUAAUGAGGAAAACGAUAACAGUAAAGGUCACCAAGCCGAAGAUUUAUCUUUGCAACAAGAAGAAAUAGUUGAUGAAGGCGAAGCUCGUGAACAAACACCAGAAAGUUCGGUGAGUCGAGCAAGGGAUCUAUCUGUAACAGGAAACGAACGCCAAGAACCAGUGCCCUUGAGUGCCGAAAUCAAACUGGUUUCGCCCACAAGAGAGGAAUCGUUCAAGCACACCACUAGUGAAGAUAAGUUCCUCGGACCACCGAAAAAAGCCCAUGAAGUCGAUGUCCCUGCUAUGAAUCUUUCCGUGAAGCCUGAUGUAGCACAUGAAGCGAACAGAAAGAAUAGUAAAAGCGACGAGAGUGAUGACUCUGCUGCACUUAAUUUAUCCACCGGGCAGAUUAUCGAAAGACCCCAAGUAGAUGAAGAGAUAUCGGAAUCAGAGACGGCAGAUGUUGAAGAGCAGGCUCAACUGAAAGCAGAGACAAGUGGCCUAUCACAGAAACAACUGGAAGCUAAUGUUGACGACCCCAUGGAGGGUACCAGUUCCCGAGUAAUCCAGCUAAAGUCCUCAGAGGUCAGUAGUGAGCAAGAUGACACACAGGAAAUGUCCAGUGUAAUAGGAACACCCGAUAAGCAGGCCAAUUCAAAGGAGAAGACAAGUGAAACACCAGCAUCUAGCGAACUCCCUUCAAAAGUGUCAUCAAAAUCUCCGGAUAGUGAAGUGAACACAGCAUCAAGAAGAACGAGGAAAAUGUCAACAGGAAGUGUGGAUACUUCGACUCCCAGAAGCUCUAUCAAGACUAGACGAAUGUCUGCCAUAGAACAACUUGAACAGACGCCAACAAAGCGUGCUACUAGAGCAUCUUCGCUGGCUCCUGAGGGUAGGUCUCCGGAAACUGUAUCCGUAAAAAGUAAUAAACAUUCCUCGAUGACAAACCUUUCCACACCUGACAAUUCGGCGACACCUAGACGGUCGACAAGAGCGUCAUCUUUAGCCAAGGAAGUACUAACGAAAACUCCCUCGCGGAAAAAACGUUGCACAUCGGAAACAUCUACGGAUGUAAUGGGAUCUAAAAACGUAUCACCCGAAGAGGCAAACGAUAGCAUCGUUGACGAUAACAAAUCAGAAGUUUCUAAUGCCAGCACCAGCAGCCGUCGAAGUACUCGCCGCUUAACAGCAGCCAGAAAAUUACCUCUCCAAUCGACUAUAUCAGAAGAGUCCACAGAAGGCGCUUCUCCGAAACAAUUGAAAUCCUCAUCGUCAAAGGUCGCGGAGGAAUCAUUUGCAGAGUACACUACAAACCGUCGGCUCACUCGCCAUCAAUCGGCAAUAAUAGAAAAAUCACUAGAUAUCGUUCGUAAACUAAAUACAUCGUCCGAAGACGCUGCUAGUCCGUCAAUGUCACAUGAAGAGGCAGAUAGUGAGUCGGAAUCCGUAGUGUCCAACAUUAGCAACGUAUCGAAAAGAUCAACGCGUUCGAAGACUAGCCAACGAUCCACGGGAAAACCUUCAAGUCUCCGGGACAAAGCUAAACCGGCAGCUAGUGCUAGUGGACGGUCCACGAGAUCGUCUGCCUCGAAGCGGGACAACAGCGACGCCGAGAGUGUUGACACAGAUGCAGCAGAUAGUCCAACGAAGAAAGGCAAGCUGGAAACGAUCACUGAGGAAGAAGAUGAAUCACUUACAAAAGGUCGACGUCGUGGAAGACGUAGAAACGUUUAGCGUUCGUAUUAAGUAGGAUAACAGCUUACCAUAGCAUUUCUACCGGUGUAGGUAUGUAAAUCCGUGCAGAUUAGAUCUUUUCUUCUUAGAAGUAACGCAUUUUCUUUGUGGUAUUCAUUGUAUCUGUCGUAGAUUAAUAAAUGCGUUUAUUUCAAUUGAUUGUCGUUUGCAAUUGAAAGAAAAGCCUUAUGCG